GUGGACGUCAUCAAAUUUCCAAAUAAGGAAAUCUUAUCUGUCGGUUUCCGUAAAUUGUCAAUGGUCGAGUGAUUUUCUAUUACAAAUUCAGUUUUAAUUAUAUCCAGAUAUAUGCAUUGCCAAAAAUAUUAAUUAGAACUUGUUUCAUUAGUGGAUACUUGUAGUUAUGUGUUAGGAAGAUUGUAUUUGAAGCCCAGUAUUAAAUAGUAUUACAAUGUCUUAUUCUAACAAAUAUAUUUAUGCAACACUGCCAAGAACUCAGAGAGGUCAACCACUUGUUUUGGGUGGAGACCCGAAAGGCAAAAACUUUUUGUACACUAAUGGAAAUUCAGUAAUUAUUAGAAAUAUCGAGAAUCCAGCUAUUGCCGAUGUCUACACUGAGCAUUCAUGUGCUGUCAAUGUUGCUAAAUAUUCUCCUAGUGGAUUCUACAUUGCUUCAGGAGAUAUAUCAGGCAAAGUACGUAUUUGGGAUACUGUUAAUAAAGAACAUAUUUUGAAAAAUGAAUUCCAUCCCAUUGGUGGCCCUAUUAAAGACAUUGCUUGGUCACCAGACAGCCAAAGGAUGGUUGUUGUAGGAGAAGGUCGUGAAAGAUUUGGUCAUGUUUUCAUGGCUGAAACCGGUACAUCGGUGGGAGAAAUUAGUGGUCAGUCCAAACCAAUCAAUUCAUGUGAUUUCCGUCCAGCUAGACCUUUUAGAAUUAUCACCGGCAGUGAAGAUAAUACCAUUGCUGUAUUCGAGGGACCACCAUUUAAGUUCAAGAAGACUAAACAGGAGCAUGGCAGAUUCGUCCAGGCUGUGAAAUAUUCCCCCAAUGGAAGUCACUUUGCCUCAGCUGGUUUUGAUGGUAAAGUCUUCCUUUACGAUGGGGCUACUGCUGAUCUCAUUUCUGAAGUAGGAAGCCCUGCACACAAAGGCGGUGUUUAUGGGGUUGCUUGGAAACCUGAUGGAAAACAACUGUUGACUUGUUCAGGAGAUAAAACUUGCAAACUUUGGGAUGUUGAAACAAAAACUAUGAUAAGCGAGUUUGUCAUGGGAAACACAGUUGAUGACCAGCAAGUUUCUUGCUUAUGGCAAGGAGAUUAUUUGCUAUCAGUUUCCUUGAGUGGUUUUAUUAAUUAUCUUAAUGUUAAUGAUCCAUCCAAGCCUUUGAGAAUUGUUAAAGGACAUAAUAAACCUAUAACCGUUCUGGCUUUGAGUGAAGAUCGAAGUUUCAUCUACACAGGCAGUCAUGAUGGUUUCAUAACAAACUGGCAAGCUGGUAGCGGUGAAAAUGAUAGAGUUGAAGGUGUUGGUCAUGGUAACCAAGUAAACGGCAUGAUAGCCUCAGGUGACCACUUAUACACCUGUGGUAUUGAUGACACUUUAAAAAUCAUCAACAAAGAAUCCAAUUCUUACACAAAUAUUAAUGUUAAAUUGAAAUCCCAACCCAGAGGCAUUGCCCAGUUAGAAGACUCCAUUAUCGCAGCAAGUGUAAAAGACAUUACAAUCGUCCAGAACAACUCUGUUGUUUACAGUUUGGAUGUCAAUUUUGAACCCACUUGCAUUGCGGCAAAUAAAGAAACAAAAGAAGUUGCCGUGGGUGGAAGUUCUGAUUUUAAAGUACAUGUCUAUUCUUUGUCAGGAAAAAGUUUGACACCGCAAGUUGAAUUGGAUCAUUUAGGGGCUGUGACUGAUGUGGCUUAUUCUCCGGAUUUGAAGUAUCUGGUGGCAAGCGAUGCUAACAGAAAAGUUAUUUUAUACAGUCUUCCAGAAUAUAAGCUUGCUCACAACAAAGAAUGGGGCUUCCACAAUGCUCGUGUCAAUUGUGUAGCAUGGUCUCCAAAUUCUCUGAUGGUUGCCAGCGGCAGUUUGGACACAACUAUUAUUAUCUGGUCUGUUACUCAGCCGAAUAAGCAUACAAUAAUGAAAAAUGCCCAUCCUCAAAGCCAAAUCACUCGAUUAGUUUGGCUGGACAACGAGACUCUGAUUUCUGUUGGUCAAGACUGCAAUACAAAAAUUUGGAGCAUCGAAGCAAUCUAAGAAAUCCCCCAUCGUACUGAUACUGAUAUAAGAGCUUGUAACUUUUGCUGAACAAAUGCGUUGUUUACUUAAGCUAAUAAUUUUACAAAUAUUUUUGUAUGAAUUUUUUGAUAUACGUUUCUAAUCUAUAAUUAGAUACAAAAAAUGAUGGAUGCAGUUUUUGAGAUAUUUUAACCUUAUUUUAUAUAUUUAUACGUACUUGCAGCAUUGCAUUGGUUGUACUAUUGAGACUUUUGUGCUUUUUGAUAUAUUUGAGAUAUACAUAAUUAUUUAUCAUGAGAUGUAAUUAUUUAUAAUGGAA
Molecule: messenger RNA, 2321 nt
Organism: Ctenocephalides felis (cat flea)
Lineage: Eukaryota; Metazoa; Arthropoda; Insecta; Siphonaptera; Pulicidae
Gene: flr
Product: actin-interacting protein 1
Exons: 8
Coding region: 215-2020 (601 amino acids)
Biological process (GO): actin filament depolymerization; positive regulation of actin filament depolymerization; locomotion
Cellular component (GO): cortical actin cytoskeleton
Molecular function (GO): actin filament binding
Source: RefSeq, a predicted model, not a curated record